Radiomyces spectabilis is the source of this 219-nucleotide messenger RNA. RefSeq lists its product as uncharacterized. NCBI's taxonomy places the organism in Eukaryota, Fungi, Mucoromycota, Mucoromycetes, Mucorales, Radiomycetaceae. The record is from RefSeq and is a predicted model, not a curated record. The transcript has a single exon. The annotation marks the transcript as partial.
GCCCAGCAAAUUGCGCUAUAUCAAGCAAAGCAGAUAUAUACCGCAUAUAUGAACAAUGUCAAGUAUCGCUUUGGACAACAUUUGCGGCGCCUGGUUAAUCUGCUUCUUGACAUCAAAAACCGGCGAAACAACCUUAAAACACAAUUGCAAAACGAGGGCUUAUCUCAACGUGAAAUAUCAGCAAGACUCACAACAGAAAUCUACGAGCCCGCUAAGUAG